AUGUCUGGAAAUUGGCGUUGUCUGUCCGUUCUUGUUCUGCUCGCCUGUCGAGUACAAUGCAUGCUCCGCCCUUCACCGAUUCCCGAGCACGUAUGGCAUGGCCCUCAACAAGCCUCGUAUCCUCAAGCUUUUCAAGAGACCUCUGGGCCGGGAGGAGAGAUGGGCAUGUUGAUCACAUCCGACCAAUCACAUCAUCAAUUCAUGGGCGCAGCAGGUCCAGCUUCAAGCAUGUUUUCACACACAGCGCCUGCGCCUGCUGUCUUUUACCCGCCGUAUAACAUGCAACAAGGAGCACACCUGAGUGAUACUCCCUUAUACCCAACUGCCUUCAUCAGUCCUACCUCUCCACCGCUCCAAUCCCUAGGUCAUGAUAUCCCUCCCUAUCAACAUGUGCCUCAGCGCAUUCUUCCUGAGCAGCAUUCAUCUACCGCACAAAGCUCACAGCUUCCGGGCCCAAGGCCAAAAACGAAAGGUAGAAAUUCAAAUAGUCAAAUGACGCCGUCUAGCCCGCAGAAGAUAGCAGAUACUCCUGUGUCCAAAUCGCGCCUUAACCCCCACGCAACGCCGUUUACACCACCGCAUAAAUUAGGGUCAAAGCAAAAAGAUCAUAGCAAGAUUGCCUCAACAGAAGAAAAAGAUGAGGGCCCAGUUGAACAUGAAUCUGGUGAAGAUGGAUGUCCUACCGAGCCAUUGACCAGUACAGCGAAUGAUUCUUCUCAACCCGAAUUUCAGACAAACAAACUUGAAUCAGCUUUGCAAAGCCCUUCACAGACCGGUGAAGUUUCUGACCAUUCUUUCGGUCACCAUCGUGAAGGAAAACUGGAUUUAGACGGCAUGCAGCAAACUAAGCAAUCAACAGCUGAAAUAGAAAAAGAUGAUAUAGCUGAAGGGACAGCCUAUCUCAGGAACGUCUUCAACAUUCAGUCUCCUACCGCUGAUGAGAGCGAAUCGCAAAAAAAUGUGGUGGUUCGGACUUUUAUUUCUCGAAACGUCACUUGA
This is a messenger RNA of Puccinia graminis f. sp. tritici CRL 75-36-700-3, 999 nucleotides long. RefSeq lists its product as uncharacterized. Bases 1 to 999 code for a protein of 332 amino acids. The transcript has 3 exons. The record is from RefSeq and is a predicted model, not a curated record. NCBI's taxonomy places the organism in Eukaryota, Fungi, Basidiomycota, Pucciniomycetes, Pucciniales, Pucciniaceae.